This is a messenger RNA of Diabrotica balteata, 1271 nucleotides long. NCBI's taxonomy places the organism in Eukaryota, Metazoa, Arthropoda, Insecta, Coleoptera, Chrysomelidae. The record is from the annotation of a GenBank genome assembly.
AUAACCUUUAAAUAAUUACACAUGAUUAUGUAUUUUAAUUUUAUCCGUUAAUAAUAAAACAUGUAUCCUAAAAGAUAGAGAAUAUAAUUAAUAUAGAAAAUUUAAUAUACCAAAAAAUGUUAUCAAGAAUAGUUAUAAGAAAUGUUUACAAAUCGCAUUUUCUCAGGAGGAAAGAAUUGUUUAGUGUAACAAUAUUUAAUUCUAGUUUUUCUAAUCCCAUAGAACAUGAAGCACCACCAAAACCUACUUUAGCUGCAAAAUUAGUAUCGAAUUCUCCAAAAUCGAUACAGCCCUAUUUAAAAUUGGUAAGAUUUGAUCGACCUAUAGGAACCUUUUUAUUAUUUUGGCCAUGCAGUUGGAGUAUUGCCUCAGCUGCAGCUCCUGGAGCUCUGCCCGAUGCCUACAUGAUGGCAUUGUUUGCAACAGGUGCAUUAGUUAUGCGAGGAGCUGGUUGUACCAUUAAUGAUAUGUGGGAUAAGGACAUUGAUGGAAAAGUUGAAAGAACUAAAGAGAGACCCCUAGUGAAUGGUGAUAUAUCUAUGAAACAAGCCCUAGUGUUUCUUAGUGGACAAUUAAGUGUUGGCUUGGCGAUUUUAUUACAGCUUAAUUGGCCAAGUGUAUUCCUUGGGGCAAGCUCCUUGGCAUUAGUGAUCAGUUAUCCACUUAUGAAAAGAAUUACGUAUUGGCCACAACUAGUUUUAGGAUUUACUUUUAACUGGGGUGCUCUUUUAGGAUACAGUGCCAUUCAUGGAUAUGUUGAUUUGCCAGUUUGUUUGCCGUUAUAUAUGGCUGGUGUUUGUUGGACUAUUAUUUAUGACACCAUAUAUGCACAUCAGGAUAAAACAGAUGAUUUAAGAUUAGGUAUUAAGUCAACUGCUCUUAAAUUUGAUGAAGAUACCAAAUUAUGGUUGAGUGGCUUUGCAUCAACAAUGAUAGGAAGCCUUGUGAUAUCAGGAGUAAUGAACUCACAAACCUGGCCAUAUUAUACUGCUGUUGGUUUAGUAGCAACACACAUUGCAAAUCAGAUUAUUACCUUAAAAAUAAAUGAUGCUAGUGAUUGUUCCAAAAAAUUUAUUUCAAAUUCUACAGUUGGCUUGAUUUUGUUUGGUGGUAUUACAAUGGGAAUGCUAUUGAAGAAAAAUAAAAGUGAAACAAAGAAAAGAUCAGAUGCCUUAAAAAUUGCUAAUAUAGCACCAAUGUGAUUGUAAAGUAUUUUUUUUUAUUUAUUAUUUGCUGUAUUUAAUUUCUCAUAAAUAAAUACAUUCAAAUAA